AUCAUUUGCAGUAAAAUGAAACUUCAGUUUACUAUCUGUUUGGUUCUAUUGGCUGCAUGCAAUUUGGCUAACGCCUACAGUAGCGAUGGGCAGCCGGGUUGCAAGACGCAGGAGGAGUUGGACAUUGCGAUCUUCCGUGAUAACUGGGAUCCUACGUCCUACUGGAAGUGCGAGGCACUCAACGAACCCGCCACUAAAAUGCGUUGUCCGGAUGAGAUGGGCUAUCUCGAUAGCCUGAAGGACUGCGUCAACUGGGACGACUGGAGAUGGGAGAAACCAGCUGCUCCCCUCAGCGAGGUCGACGAGUGAUUGAAAGACGUUAACAUUAAAAUGCUAAACGUGACAUUUAAUUAUUGUCAGAGAAUUGAAUAUAAAUACUGCUCUAAGCGGCAUAUAAACGCAACAAA
Drosophila navojoa is the source of this 407-nucleotide messenger RNA. RefSeq lists its product as uncharacterized. NCBI's taxonomy places the organism in Eukaryota, Metazoa, Arthropoda, Insecta, Diptera, Drosophilidae. The record is from RefSeq and is a predicted model, not a curated record. Gene Ontology annotation, molecular function: chitin binding.